Molecule: messenger RNA, 1944 nt
Organism: Maniola jurtina (meadow brown)
Lineage: Eukaryota; Metazoa; Arthropoda; Insecta; Lepidoptera; Nymphalidae
Product: zinc finger CCHC domain-containing protein 10
Exons: 3
Coding region: 210-641 (143 amino acids)
Molecular function (GO): zinc ion binding; nucleic acid binding
Source: RefSeq, a predicted model, not a curated record
UGACUUUUGACAUUCGUCAAUUUUGUGAUGGCCACGCUUGACGCUUACCGUAAAUUUUGUAUUUUUGUGUUUUCAAUUUUGGAUUAGAUUGAAUCGCGACACCGCAAGAGUAACAUUAUCCUUUGGAACAGGCAUUCUCUUCAAACUACCUGCACUCUUGCAUGAUUUGAAAUCAACGUGGUUUGGUGGAGCCCUAUUCGAAUUUCAAGAUGACUUUGGGUACCUACAACAGACAUCAGGCUGAACGUAAAAAGCAGGCAGCGUUGGCGGCAGCGUUUCCCCAAGGAAUACGCUGCCAAAAGUGCCUCGAAUAUGGUCAUUGGAGCUAUGAAUGCAAGGGAAAACGCAAGAUCCUCGUGCGGCCAUCGCGGUCGCAGAUUUUAAAGAAGAACUUGAAAUCGAAAGAGGAAAGUAGCUGCAGUGAUGGUAAAUGCACAAUACCCAACAAAAAGAAGCGUCCCAAUGGCUCAGAUGGCUCAGACUGUUCCGACAGCAGUUCUUCGGGCAGCUCGUCCGGCUCGGAAUCAGAUAGCUCCAACUCUUCAAGCAGUGGCAGUGACAGUGACAGCAACAGCAAUGACUCUGAGAGUGACAGCGACAGUGGAAGUGGCAGCGAUUCCGAGUCUUGCAGCGAUUGUUAAUUUAAAAAUUAUUAUCUUUGAAAUGUAACUAUGUGUGUAUGUGGAACCUUUUGAACAUAUUUUCUUUAGGGAUUUCUCACUUAAUUUUUGUUAUAGUUAUAAAUUAUUUUUUAUACAGUAAAAAUAUGUUAUAAAGACAUUCAAGGGACCCUUAUAUAUUUUUUCAUCUUACCAGAUCAUUCAGGAAGGAGGUCCUAAAAGAUGAUCACUGUACUGUUAUUUUACAAUGGUACCGACUCUUACAUUUUGAUCCAUAUGACUUGUCAAAGUGUAUGUAACAGCUAAUAUUUUUUCACAUUUUAAAGUUUUAUCUCAUACGUAAAAUGUGUUUGUAUUAUAACAGUACCCAUAUUGGAUUGGCUUUUCUGUAUGACAAUUAUUUUCUUUUUAACCCCAGAUGUGAAAAAAGGGUGUUAUAAACUUAACAUUUGUGUCUGUGUCUGUCUGUUGCCUUGUAACAUAAUUUAUUUUAUUUGAAAGCCUUUUAUAAGCCAAAGUUUAUUUAUCUGAAAGAUUUUUAUUUAAUCGAGAUGUUUCUUAGAUAUGUUUGAUGAAAAUCUGUUCAACCAUUUGAGGAUUAUCAGCUGUUAUCUCAGUCAUCUAUUUAAAUUACUUGUACUUAUCUUAUGGACUCAAUCCUGACUACAAUGCAAUGUUAUGGUAACCCAACUAUUUUGAUGAUUUAAAUUUUUGAUUUACCCUUGGUCUCACUAAUCUAUUUCAAAGGUUCCACAUUUUUGCCAGUAAAGUUCAAUGUCCAAUGCUGGUCAUUUAAGAGUAAGAUAAGAGAUUUUUCUAUGACAUGUUAAUUGAACAUACUGGCAAUGUAAUUAUAAUUUUUUUAAUAUUUUGACUUUCAACGUUACCUGAAUACUGAUAAACAAUUUGAUUGUAUGAUUCUAUGACUUUAAGCGCUCAUACCAGGUGGGAGUGGUGGUGGCCUGCGUGUAGUUCAAACUUUUAAUAUUUAGAAGAAAUUGGAAAGAAGAUGCGAGGCCUUGACCUAAUCAGUAGCGGGUGCCGAAUGGCAUGGAAAGUUUGGCAUCGUGCCCGCUCUGCAGGAUGCACCCACUCCAACCUGGGAGGAGCUCUAAUUGACUCUAGUUAUAUUGUAUUAGUCUUGUAAAAAAGUUGUUGUAAGUUAUUAAUAUAUUGUAUUGUUUAUUAGUGUAAUGGUAAUUAGUAUGUAUUUAGGGAAGGAAGAUUUUUAUAUUUUCGUGAUCAAUUAUUAUUAUUAGCAUGAAUGUUUUAACAAUGUAACUCCUAGACAUAAAAAGCAUAGUAUUAAAAGCUGUAAAAAAUA